GAAAAUUUUCCAGAUUGGCUACAACAAACAUGUUGCACAUUCAUGAAACUAUCAAAUGAAGAUAGGAAUGAGGUGUUUGAUUCAUUGAUAAAUGUUUCUGGAGCUGAACAGUUGACACACCUGGCUGAUAUUCUCCCCCUAUUGAUAUACAGAGAUUUCUUAGUUUUAUUGCCCACUGAACUCAGAUAUCAUGUAUUAAAGUAUUUAGAUGGUUAUAAUUUAUUAAAAUGUUCUUGUGUAUCCAGUAAAUGGAAUGAUAUAAUUAAUAAUGCAUCUAUGGUAUGGUGGGAGAGAGUACAGCAGGUUGGAGCAGUGAGUAUUGUGUACUGCCAUAAAGAUACUAAUAAAUAUAUCAAACUAUAUAAACAAAUAACACAGCUAUUUCAACAUUGUGCCUGUAAAAAAUGUUUUGAUUAUAGAAAUCUUGCUGGACAUCAGAGUCGUGUGAUGGCUAUACAGUAUAAAAAUGGUAAAAUUGCUUCUGGUUCUGAUGAUCAUACAGUGAAGAUAUGGGAUGCUCAUACUGGCACCUUACUGAAUACUGUUCAUACCCAUACAGUUUGUGAUCUAUGGUUUGAUGAGAAACAUGUCUAUACUUCUUCAUUUGACUGUACCAAUGCUUGCUGGGAGAUUAGUUCUGGAGCAAUGCAGCAUCAGUUAGUGGGUCAUACAUCAGCUAUAUUUAGUAUUGAUGUAGCAGACAACCAUAGUUUGGUGCUAACUGGAUCUUCAGACAAAUCAGUGAAGCUAUGGUCCUUGGCAGAACUUCAACCAGUCCUGGUCACGACACUACAACACUAUCAUAGAGAAUGGGUCACGAAAGUCAAGUUUUUGGAAGUCAAUCAUGAGUUCAACUAUGAAGAGAAUGUGACAUUUGCAAGUGUUGAUAAAUAUCAGUGUUUCAUAUGGAGGCAGCAGAGAGCAGGGGAGAUAAGCAAGCUUCAUACUUUACAUUCCAAACCUGGCAGCCAGUUUACUAACUUUAUACAUCAUACUAGUGAUGGGUUUGCUCUGUGCACCUGGAGUGAUACCGAGUUAAACAGUUAUUUAGAUAUGUAUACAUUUACAGACAAGAUAUUAACCCUAACACGCCAUAUUAAUUUAUCCAACAUUCCACAGCGCUUAGUACGUGCUCAGCUACUUGGUGUAGGGUUAAAGUUUGCAGUAUUUACUGGCUCUGCUGAUAUAGAUACAUUAUAUAUUUAUAAUUUAUUAUUAGAGAAAUGUGUGUGUAAAAUACCUAUUCCACAAUGCAGGUCUACCAGGAAUGGUUCUUCAUUAACUCUGGGUAACAAGGAAUGGUUGGAUGGUUUAGAUGGUAGCAUUCCUACUGGUACAUUAUUUGCUGGUUGUCCUCAAAAUGAUGAUAUAUGUUUUGUUGUCAAUUGGAAG
This is a messenger RNA of Lottia gigantea (owl limpet), 1392 nucleotides long. RefSeq lists its product as hypothetical. The transcript has 5 exons. The record is from RefSeq and is a predicted model, not a curated record. Gene Ontology annotation, molecular function: protein binding. Lineage: Eukaryota; Metazoa; Mollusca; Gastropoda; Lottiidae. The annotation marks the transcript as partial.